UUGCAAGGAGGCAUUUAAAGUCAGUGUAGGGGAGAGAGCUGUUCAGGAGCAAUUUCCUUGGGACAGGUCAAGGGAGCAGGUUAGUUCUCAGCACGAUGUGAGAACUGUGCCAAGGAAAGCAGUUCCAGCGUGUGUCUGUGUUGUAUAAACUCUGUUAGACUGUCUUCUGCAUUGUCCACUGUACCUUCUUUGGGUCUUGGCGUCCCCAUAGCUCUUAAUGAUCACUAGGCACCUUGGUAGCCCUCCUGCAAGUCACAGGUGCAUUGCCACAUCAGCUUAGUGCCUGUCGAGCCUUUCUUAUCUCGCAAUUUCAGCUUAGGGUGUGGAUCUGUCUGGUGUCUAUCAUAUUGUAGAUGUUUCUGAGCAGUCAUCCCUCACAGUGGUGUCUUCAGUUCCAUUUCUGUGAGGUUUUUUUGACAGAGUUGUCUCCAGGGAUUGCAUCCCCAUGUCCAUAACAGUCUUUUGUCUUAAAGCUCGGCUUUUUGCUCAUCCAUCAUUCUGCUUUUGAUGGCUCUCAUCCACAUCUCCGCUGUUGGCUGCAGCAGUCACCACUUUCUGGGGCUGCUGUAGAGCACCUGCACUGUCGUGGCACUGUUGGACCUCUCUGCUGGUGCGUGCCAUAUUCCCUAUGGAAGUCACUGUUGCUUGUGCGCUUACCGCAUCUCACUGUCACAGUGCUUGCGGUGUUGGUUGUCUGUAUCAUGGUUGGAGCUGCCCUGCCCAAGGGUGUAGCAAUACUGAAGACAGGCUAGCACAGCCUCAGGGUGGUGUAGUAGUAUGUUCAUCUGUCUAGAUACUUUUGGCAGAGACCAUACGGUUCAUCUCUGGGCUGUAGACAGCGGGCACAGUUAUCUUUGUCUUUUGAGGGUGCCAGGCUCUGGCCUUCAGGGAGCAGGAGCUGGUAUGGAAGUGAAGUGGCUGGAUCUUGAAUGUGCCUUGCCUUUUACAGGUGGGGCUCAAUAUCUGGGUUCUUUUAGCUGUGUUAGUGCAGAGUAAGCUAGAACUGGACAAAGUCAAUAUUUGAUAGACCUUUACUUGUCAUGAAUUUCAAAAACAAAAUGUGAAUUUGAGUGCUUGAGCAUUUCUAAUGAAUUUCUAAAGCCUACAGGCCUUUAGUUAAGGUAAAAACUCUACUUCUUUUAACUGCCCACUUGCCUGAUGAAUUCUUUGGUCAAAUCCUGAAAUUUUAUCUUUCAAGGUUUGGGAAAAAUGUUACAAUAAAAGCCUUACAAAAAAGGCUUUGUGUUGAGUGUGAGGGAAUGAGAGCACUGAUCAGGUUUUAUUUAAUGGUAAAGGUUAACCAACAAUUUAAAAGUAAUUUUAAAAAAAUUCAUUACGGUUUUCUAUGCAAGUGCACUUUUUUCAUCCAGGAAAACACUGUCGAGUAGCUAGAAAGUUGGUAUUUUUCCAUGUUCUGUGUACAAAAUGGAAUCGUCUUCAGAGUUUCUAGUCUCUUACAGAUUGAGAUAGCCUGGGAAUUAGUAUGUGGGUGAUACUGCAUAGCAGUGCAGUACAUUGCACUUUAGAUUGAAAUCCUGCUAAUACUAUUGGAGUUCUCUGAUGAAAAUUUGAUCAAUGUAAUUUCCUAAGUCAGCUGUGAUUUCUAAAGAUCUUAUACAAUUAUAGGUUAAAAAAGGUGUGAGUAUAUGGAGUGUUUCAUAAUGCAGGUGUAUUUUGUGCCAGAGAUAAAAUUGUGCCGAGUCAAAAUGUGAAUUGAAACAUUUUAGUGGUGUAUGUUACAUGAUGGUAUUAUUCAAAGCAGUAUUAGUGUUCUAAAACAUUCUUACAAGCAAGUGUUUAAGACAACUACAGAGGUAAACCAGCUUUGUGGUUACUUCAAGGAUCUUUUUUGUACCCAAACUCCUGAGCAGGAAGAAAAUAUUGCUGAAGCUCCUGCUAAAGAAGUCUGAAUGGUGAAGAAUUAAUGCCGGGUAAAUUAUGUUGAAACGCAGUACUCUUGCUUUAAAGAGCAGAGCAAGCACUUUCCUUGCGGGGCUGUGGCCCUUGCGUAUUUAUAAUGAAGCUCAUUGCAGGCCAGCAGCCCUGUGCAGGGCUGUGUCGCUCAUAGCUGCGGCUCUUCAGCGAGCACCAGCAGGGCCGGUCUGUGAGCGCGGCAGGCGGGCCGCGGUGCCGCCAUUGCCGGCGGGGGCGCGGGCCGGGCGCUGCUGAGGGCUCGCACCAUGGCGGGCGCGGGCGGGCGGGCCGCUGCCCCUGCCACCUCGGAGUCUUACUCGGGCCGCGGCUCUUGCACGCCGGGCGUGGGCGGGCGGGCGGAGCAGACGCCCCGCUACACCCUGGGGCUUCUGCAGACGCCACACAGCUCGGAGAGCAUCGGGGGCUUCUGCAGCGGCGGGGCACGGCCGGGGGGCUGCAGCCUGGCAGGCCUCGCAGCCGGCCGGGCCGCCAGGAGCAGCGCGGUGAAGCCGUCGGUGUCCGAAAGGGGAGGUACGCUGUCUACCCGGGCCUUUAUCUGUUUCCUUCUGCUGUCUUUGCUCCGGUCGGGUUCCGAAAGAGCUGUUAAAAGCGGUCCUUACGGGGCAGCAGCAGAAUCAUAUUUUGGGGACAAAAGUUCUUGUGUAGAAAAUGCUAACACAUUGAAUCUCACGAGUUCUUCUUCUGUGCGAGGCCUGAAUAGCACAUGCAUAGGAAAAACACCUCUCUCUUCUGGUAGAUCUGGUUGCAGAAGCCAUACCCCUCUUAUGGGAUAUUCAGUUACAUCCUCAUCUGCAGUUUCUGCUCAUACUGUUGCAUCGGUUAUUGUAGCUGUAGUAGAAGGAAGAGGCCUUGCCAGAGGUGAAGUAGGAAUGGCCAGUAUAGAUUUAAAAAAUCCUGAGAUGAUAUUAUCACAAUUUGCAGACAACACAACUUAUGCCAAGGUUAUUACUAAACUCAAGAUUUUAAUGCCACUAGAAAUAAUAAUGUCAAACACUGCCUGUGAUGCAGGGAAUACAACAAAAUUGUUCAGUCUGAUAACAGAGCAUUUCAAGAAUGUGACUUUCACAACUGUCCAGAGAAAAUACUUCAAUGAAACAAAGGGUUUGGAGUACAUAGAACAAUUGUGUGCAUCUGAAUUUAGCACCAUUUUCAUGGAAGUCCAAUCAAAGUAUUACUGUCUUGCAGCUGCAGCAGCUUUGCUGAAAUACGUUGAAUUUAUCCAAAACACUGUUUAUGCUCCUAAAUCACUCAAGGUUCGUUUCCAGGGAAGUGAGAAAACAGCUAUGAUAGAUUCAUCAUCAGCACAAAAUCUUGAACUAGUGAUUAAUAACAGAGAUUCUCGGAAUGGUCACACACUUCUUGGUGUUCUAAAUUACACUAAAACUCCUGGUGGAAGUCGAAGACUUAGAUCCAAUAUCCUGGAACCUCUAGUUGAUGCUGAAACAAUUAACACAAGACUGGACUCUGUUCAGGAAUUACUCCAGGAUGAGGAGCUCUUUUUUGGUCUUCAAGCAGUUAUCUCAAAAUUCCUGGACACAGAACAACUACUUUCAGUUUUGGUACAGAUUCCAAAGCAGGAUACAGUUAAAACUGCUGAAUCAAAAAUAACUAAUUUAAUCUACCUGAAGCAUACCUUAGAACUUGUGGAGCCUCUGAAAGCUGCUUUAAGAAACUGUAACACACAGCUGCUAAAGGCUUAUUACAAUUCUCUUGAAGAUACAAGAUUUGGAAUUAUACUUGAAAAGAUUACAAGUGUAAUUAAUGAUGAUACAAGAUACACAAAAGGAUGUCUGAAUAUGAGGACUCAGAAGUGCUACGCUGUUAAGCCUAACAUCAGUGAAUUCCUUGACAUAGCCCGUAGAACAUACACAGAAAUUGUUGAUGACAUAGCAGGUAUGAUAACGCAACUUGCUGAAAAGUACAGCCUUCCCAUGAAAACAAGUUUCAGCUCUGCUCGUGGAUUUUUUAUCCAGAUGAAUGCUGAUUGUUCAACAUUACCUAAUGGCCAGCUUCCUUCAGAAUUUACAAAGGUCACAAAAAUGAAAAACACAUACAGCUUCACUUCAGCAGAUUUAAUAAAAAUGAAUGAAAGAUGUCAGGAGUCCCUGAGAGAAAUAUAUCACAUGACGCAUUUAAUAGUGUGUAAACUACUGAAUGAGAUCUAUGAACACAUUCAUUGCUUAUACAAGCUGUCCGACAUUGUGUCUAUGCUGGAUAUGCUGCUUUCAUUUGCCCACGCCUGCACUCUUUCGGAUUAUGUUCGUCCAGAAUUUACCGAUACUUUAGCAAUCAAGCAGGGAUGGCAUCCCAUUCUUGAAAAGAUAGCUAUGGAAAAACCUGUGUCAAACAACACGUACCUGACAGAGGGCAACAAUUUUGCCAUUAUUACAGGACCAAAUAUGAGUGGAAAAUCAACAUACCUGAAACAGAUUGCUCUCUGUCAAAUUAUGGCACAGAUUGGUUCUUAUGUCCCAGCAGAGUAUUGUUCUUUUCGAAUCGCAGAGCAGAUUUUUACCAGAAUAGGUAUGGAUGAUGAUAUUGAAACAAAUGCAUCAACAUUCAUGAAGGAAAUGAAAGAGAUAACGUACAUCAUACAAAAUGCUAAUGAUAAAUCACUCAUCAUUAUUGAUGAACUUGGCAGAGGUACCGGUGCCGAAGAAGGUAUUGGAAUUUGUUAUGCUGCUUGUGAAUAUCUAUUGAACUUAAAGGCAUUUACACUGUUUGCUACACAUUUCCUGGAGCUAUGUCAUAUAGAUGCUUUAUAUCCCAAUGUGGAAAACUACCAUUUUGAAGUACAACAUGUGAGAAGCAGUGCUGGAAAUAAGGAGAAAAUUGCUUACACUUACACACUUUCUAAAGGAUACACAGAGGAAAAGAACUAUGGACUAAAAGCUGCAGAAGUGUCCUCCCUACCAUCAUCCAUAAUUUUGGAUGCAAAGGAAAUUACAAGUCACAUUGCAAAACAAAUUUUGAACAGCACAGGCAGAAGAGCACUCCUGAGAUGAUGAAACAGAGAGCUGCAUACCAGUUAGCAAUGAGAUUGGUUCAGACUGCCAGAAAUUCUCGACUGGACCCUGACAGUUUGCGUGUAUAUUUGAAAGCCCUGAAGAAAAAGUAUGAAGCCAGUUGUCCCACACCCAGAAAAAAUGAUGAGCAACAAUAACAUGUAACAUAGGCUGUUCUGAUUUUAACGACUGCAAGACGAUUCUGGGUUUUCCCGUGGUAUUAGUACAGUCUUUUCACAUGGUGUUAUAUUUUUAAUUAAUUGUCUAAAUUACACUCAAGUAAUGGAAGACCAUAUCCUUUAUGGGUUUCCCCCACCCUGACAUACCUGGAAUAAAAGCAUUUUCCUUCUAUGAGGAGCACAAUUCUUUUUGACAGAAAAUACAAAUCAUUUUAGAGCAGUACUGAGAGGGAGGGACUGGGGCAACCCUAAGGAACUCAAUUUCAGGCAUGAUACAAAAGCUCAGAUUGCAAAAAGGGAAAUGUGCCCAAAUUGCCUCAAAGCAGUUUUGCUGUCAGUUCGUGUUGUGUCUUCCGAAAAUGAGACCAUUUUGUCCA
Molecule: messenger RNA, 5496 nt
Organism: Motacilla alba alba
Lineage: Eukaryota; Metazoa; Chordata; Aves; Passeriformes; Motacillidae
Gene: MSH4
Product: mutS homolog 4
Exons: 20
Coding region: 2181-4940 (919 amino acids)
Biological process (GO): reciprocal meiotic recombination; mismatch repair
Cellular component (GO): nucleus
Molecular function (GO): mismatched DNA binding; ATP binding; ATP-dependent DNA damage sensor activity
Source: RefSeq, a predicted model, not a curated record